Molecule: messenger RNA, 2850 nt
Organism: Linum trigynum
Lineage: Eukaryota; Viridiplantae; Streptophyta; Magnoliopsida; Malpighiales; Linaceae
Source: the annotation of a GenBank genome assembly
AUGACCCGUAGCCAGUCGGGAGGUUUACUGCCGUUGAAUCCAGAGAUUGACCGCACCUGUCGCCAGCUCAGGAGACAACAGCGAGCUAGACUGGCUACGGAAGAGCGCAUAGACGGCCACCUGAGCAGCGAUUCUGAAGAAGAGCACGGAAUGGACGGAGACUACAAUCAGCACCAGGGGAAUCCACAGCAGGUUCCCCCGGUGAAUCAGGUCCUGGGGAACAACCCCAUACCCCAGGAUCAUGGAGCUCAUCAUCCACCGCAGCCGGGUCCCACCCUGGAGUACUACUACACUCCGCGGAUUGCUGACAUCCGCCCGGUCAUCCUCUACCCGCCGAUCCCAGCAAACAACUUUGAGAUCAAGCCAUGCUGGAUUCAGCUCAUUACAUCUUCUAUCCAGUUCCAUGGCUUGAAGAAUGAGGAGGCCAGGGUGCAUCUUUCCCGUUUUCUGCAGCUGACAAACGGGUUCAAGCUGAAUGGUGUCCCGGAUGAUGCGAUCCGCCUUCAUCUCUUCCCCCAUUCUCUGGCGGGGAAUGCUAAGAGGUGGUUGGAGACCCAGCCCCCAUUGUCCAUCACCUCUUGGGACGAUCUGGCUGACAAGUUCGUGCACAGGUACUAUCCGGCAUCGAAGACUACAGAGAUUCAGCGGGAGAUCACCCACUUCCGCCAGGAGCCAGAUGAGUCACUUCGUGAUGCUUGGGAGCGGUAUAUGGGCUAUUUCUGGCAGUGCCCCCAUCAUGGCUUCAGUGAUGCAUUCACAGUGGGGAACUUCUACAGUGCCCUUUCGCCAGAUAGCCAGAGGGUGAUUGAGUCUCUAUGCCCAGGAGGGGAUAUUCUUACCAAGACUCCACCCGAGCUGAACCAGAUGAUCAGUACUUUGGCUGCCAGAGAUCAUUCUUGGGGACAGGGUAGCCGAGGCAGACAGUCCCGAGACCGUGGUGUGCACGCCAUGGAGACCAGAUCCGGGCUCGAGCAGCAGGUAGCUGAGCUAGUGCAGACAUUGAAGCAGCCCAACAGUCUGAUUCCGGGCAGAGGUUUGGCUACACCUCCAGUAGCUCAAUGUCAGUGGUGUGAGAGCUCCAAUCACCUAGUGGAGGACUGCCAGGCUAUGAGGGAGUCUACCACACCCCAGGAGCAGUUGGCCUUCAUCGCCAAUGCGAGGCGCCUCGAUCCAUACAGCAGCACAUAUAAUGAGGGGUGGCGCCAGCAUCCCAACUUCGCCUGGAGCAGCAACACCACUAAACCACCUGGUUUCCCAGCACCAGCAGGUGGUUUUCAGCAGAGGCAGCCCUUCCAGGCUCGCCAGGGGCCAGACCCACAGCAGCAGCCCUACCAGCCUAGGCAGGGCCAGCCAUUCCAGCAGCCCCAGCGCCAGUUUGCUGAGCCAGCAGCAGCUCCAGCCCCAGAUGACAGGAUGACGAAGCUGGAAAACAUUCUAGCUUCAUUCAUGACUAGCACCCAGGCUGCUAUCACAUCACUGGAGGCAGGUCAGCGGAACCAGGGUGCUAUUUUGCAGGAUCUGCAGACCCAGGUGGGCAUCUUGGCCCGCCAGAACACCACCAGGGCACCAGGGACUUUGCCUGCCACCACUGUUCCUAAUCCUCGAGAUCCUCACCAGCAUCAGCAGCUGGAUGCCAUUUUUACCAGGAGCGGUAAGACCAUAUCUGCUGAUCCUGUCCCGGCCAGACAGGAGGAACCACUACCGGCUUCAGCACUUCCAGCCGACGAUGCAGAAGUGCGGGUGGAGAAGGAAGCCCCUGCUCCCAAGCCACAACCAAUGGUUAAGGAGCAUGUACCCCAGCUUCCCUUCCCCACUCGCCUACACAAGGACAAGCUGGAGACUGAGUUUGCCAAGUUCAUGGCAAUGUUGAAGCAGCUCAACAUCAGCAUACCGUUCAUGGAGGCACUGUCGAAGAUGCCCAAGUAUGCCAAGUUCAUGAAAGAUCUCUGCACCAACAAGAAGAAACUUGGGGAUCUCUCGACAGUGAUGCUGAGCGAGGAGUGUUCUGCUAUCCUGCAGAACAAGCUGCCCGAGAAGCGCAAGGAUCCAGGGAGUUUUACUAUCCCUCUUACUAUUGGCAGCAUGCAUGUAGGCAAGUCCUUGGCGGACCUAGGUGCUAGCAUAAAUGUCAUGCCAUAUAAGUUGUUUAAAAAGCUAGACCUAGGUGAACUUAGCCCUACUAGGAUGAGCAUUCAGCUGGCUGAUCGUUCUAUCGUGCAUCCUAGGGGAAUCAUAGAGGAUUUGCUUGUCAAUGUCGGUGCAUUCACAUAUCCUGUUGAUUUCGUUAUUCUUGAUGUGCAUGAGGAUGCGGAUGUGCCUUUGAUUCUAGGUAGGCCAUUUCUUGCCACCGCCAAGGCACUUAUUGAUGUGCAUGAUGGUAAAUUGAUCUUGCGUUCUGGGAAUGAACAGGCUACUUUUUCUGUGACUGAGUUUGAUCACUGUGCUAUGAUUGAUGUCACGCCUGUGCAUGUUAUGUCUGAUCAGAUACACGAGCCUGUCGUGUACCCUUCUGCACCUCCUAUUUUGCAGGACCCUCCUAUCAUUCCUUCGCCGCCACUCCAUCCAGCCUCGCCUCCAAACAAAAAGCUCAAGGAGGAGUGGCGGCCGAAGCCGCAGGUUGCUAAGCUUGCACGUAAGAAGAGUGGAGACCACUAUGAGCUGGUCCCACCUCCUGCACCACGACCACCCUGGCCGUCUGGGUACUCACUCGCCUGCAUCUUGCCAGACGGGCAGGUCGAGCUGACUGAUGAGGGUGGUGGCAUCCGUCGGGUGCAUGACCACAACCUGAAGCUGUACCUCAAGAGCGACGUGGAUCCGCUCUUGGAGGCACCUGUUCCUGCACCGCCCUGA